Molecule: messenger RNA, 2571 nt
Organism: Labeo rohita (rohu)
Lineage: Eukaryota; Metazoa; Chordata; Actinopteri; Cypriniformes; Cyprinidae
Product: C3a anaphylatoxin chemotactic receptor-like
Exons: 2
Coding region: 76-1089 (337 amino acids)
Biological process (GO): positive regulation of cytosolic calcium ion concentration; complement receptor mediated signaling pathway; inflammatory response
Cellular component (GO): plasma membrane
Molecular function (GO): G protein-coupled receptor activity; complement component C5a receptor activity
Source: RefSeq, a predicted model, not a curated record
GCAAGUAUCGUUAGUAAGUACAGAGCAGCUGGUGAGGAUAAACAGAGCACUUUGGACAGCAGCACCUCGAGCAAAAUGAACCAGACUUUAACAGACGAUUACUACAAUGAAUCCUUAAGUGGAUAUGAUUAUCUGGAGGAUUAUGAAAAUCACUUUUUAGAGGUGAAAAAGUCUUUGCAGACACUUUCUCUGGCCAUUUACUGCCUGACGUUUCUCCUCGGAGUUCCCGGAAACAUGUUUGUUGUGUACAUCGCUGGAAUGAAGAUGAAGAGGACGGUUAACACAAUAUGGUUUCUCAAUCUAGCGACCGCCGACCUCCUGUGCUGCCUUUCCAUACCGUUCAGCGUGGCAAAUAUUCUCCUUGACCAUCACUGGCCGUAUGGAUCCGUCAUGUGCAAGAUUCUCCCCUCUGUUAUAAUCAUCAACAUGUUUGCCAGCGUUUUCACCUUGAACUUCAUUAGUCUGGAUCGGUUUACUCAGGUGAUCACACCAGUCUGGGCUCAGAAUCAUCGCAAUUUGUUGCUUGCACGACUGUCUUGCGUAGCGGCUUGGCUUCUGGCUUUGGUGCUCAGUUUGCCCUUUAUGAUAUUAAGACAAACCUUUGAGGACUGCAACAUCACGCUUUGCACAUUUCAUGCUGGUGAAGAAACUGAUUUUACAACAUCUGGAAGGUUAAGCAUUAUCAGAUUUGUGUUUGGCUUUUUGGUUCCUCUCAUAUGCAUCACAACAUGCUAUGGAUUCAUCGCACGCAAGUUAGGCAGGAGUCAAUUUCGAUCUGGACGAGCGUUUCGCAUCAUGUUGGCUGUAAUCGUGGCCUUUUUUCUGUGUUGGGUUCCGUAUCACAUAGUGGAUUUGAUAAUAUUGUACGGAGAGGAAUCAAGUUCCUCUGUGGCAAGGGCAGUGGAUCCAUUGGCCAUCUCUUUGGCGUACAUCAACAGCUGUCUGAACCCCAUUCUGUAUGUUUUCAUGGGACAGGAUUUUAAAAGCAAGGUUAAACUUUCUCUAAGACGUGUUUUUGAAAGAGCUUUCUCUGAGGAGGGAACACAAGCAUCACGAUCCACACAGUCACAACAAAUGCACUCAAUGUAGUGAAGAUAUCAACUCAUUUAUUCAGAGUUUAGGUCAUUUACCAAUGCACUUUCAAACAAGACUUGUUCCAUUUGCUUUAAUAUUUUGUUAGCCAUUGCAAUUAGUCUGACUUUCUUUGACUUACUUUCAUUCUCAGAGUGAUUUUCUAGACCAAAAAGUCCUUGACAAAAAUAUUUAUAUUUUAAACUAAAACUUAAGAUAUGCAAAACAGCUUACUUUAGCACUUUCCAAUAGGAAGUGUCUAUUCUGGUUUCUUCUUUGUCAUCUAAAAAAAUCUGCUCUAAAACUUCUGCAAUAAAACAUACAGGGGUUGGACAGUGAAACUGAAACACCUGGGUUUAGACCACAAUUAGUAUGCCGUUUGGCCUCCUUUUGCAGCCAAUACAGCAUUAUUUCAUCUUGGGAAUGACAAAUACAAGUCCUGCACAGUAGCCAGAAAGAAUUUUGAGCCAUUCCUUUCGCAGAACAGUGGCCAGGUCGCUAUGUGAUGUUGGUGUAUGAAAACAUUUCCUGACUCGCUCCUCCAAAACACCCCAAAGUGGCUCAAUAAUAUUCAGAUCUGGUGACUGUGCAGGCCAUGGGAGAUGUUUAACUUUACUUUCAUGUUCAUCAAAUCACUCUUGUCACCAGUCUUGCUGUGUGUAUUGGUGCAUUAUCAUCCUAAUACACGGCACCACCUUCAGGGUACAAUGUUUGAGCUAUUGGGUGCACAAAGUCAACCUUCACACUCUGCUCUUAUUGGUGGAAUGUGCGAUCAGUAAAGACUGGCCACCAGGCUGCAUAAAUAUAGCCAUGAAACCUCCAACACUAUAUUGGCCAGUGUUUCAGUUUCAUUGUCCAACCCCUGUAGAUAUGAUAUUGUUUUGUUGAUUUAUUCCUAUUAAGCAAUGCUCAAUUUUUGGUGCAUUGUUUUUAUGCAUUUUUUAAUGUAAAAUUAACAGGGUUUAUAAUCACAACCUUCAUAAAUACAUUCCUGCAUUGAUUUACAUACUGAAUGGCUAUUUCUUACAUCUAUUCACAUGCAUGUAUUAAACAAAUGCUUUUAUCCAAAGCAAUUUACAUUGCAUUAAAGCUAUGUUUUUCAAUUCCCUGAAUCGAACCUAUAAGACAGUUUUUGUUAACUAGUUCAUGACAAAGCAAUUUCUUGUAUACCGAAAGUUCAAAAGCAGCUUGUAGUCUGUAAUACUGAUGCUAUUUUUAGACAGGCGCUGCAAGUUUUGAGGAAGCCAUGAAUUGUGUGUCUUUUGUUGGGAUGUGGUCUACAGGCUAAAUACUUACCAUGAUUAAAAGUGCAUGUACAUGAAUAUUGUCUUGAAUGCAAAGGUCUGUAUAAACAGUAGACUUCAUAUUCUGCUAAGAAUAGUGGCUAAUGCUGUGCAAUUAUCAUGUAUGUAUGUAACAUCAAUUGUUUCUCUUUACUGUUCAUGCUCAUUAAACAUUCAAAAUGACUUUUAAUUUGGACAAAAAGUUGAUUCAGUAUUA